AUGGGUCUUGCGGGUACAAAAGUUAAGCAAAGAUUUGGGCUAGACCCUAGAAACACAAACUGGUCCAAUGACACAUCUAGAUUCGGGCACCAGUACUUAUCAAAAAUGGGUUGGGCUCCCGGUUCAGGUCUUGGGUUAGUCAAGGACUCUUUAACUACUCAUUUGAAAAUUCACAUCAAGACCGAUAACACGGGCUUAGGUGCCAAAUUGAAGAAAGCAGACAAAGACAAGAAUUUGGAUGAAUGCAGUGGACUCGAUGCAUUUCAACGAAUUUUGGGAAGAUUGAAUGGGAAUGAAGAGAAGGUCAAUAGUGUACUUGAUAAGAAGAGAAACGAUAACAUUUUGAAUGGGAAAUGGGGGAUGAGGUUUGUCAAGGGGGAAGUGUUACUGAGUACAUGGGACAAGGACAAUAAGAUGCUAAUUUCAUACAAGAAUAAGAGUCAGGAAGACACUAAAAAACGAGAUUUUGAGGAAGUGCAAGAGGAGGGGGAUGUACAGAAACCACUGGAGAAGAAGAUGAAGUUGGAAAAAGAUGAUUCUUAUGUUGUGCUGAGACCGAAAAAGGAGAAGAAGGAAAAGAAGAAUAAAGACAAGGUCUCGAAGUCCGAGAAGAAAGAGAAGAAGGACAAGGAAUCAAAAAAGAAAGAAAAGAAGGGAAAGGACAAGGACAAGGAAUCAAAAAAAGAGAAGAAAGAGAAGAAGGAAAAGGAGUCAAAGAAGGAUAAAAAGGAAAAGAAAGAUGGGAAAGUAAAGAAGAGCAAAUCUUCUAAAUCAACUAAAUAUGAUUCAAGUCGAGGCAAAGACUCGAUGAAUUCCAAACAAAGCCGGCUAGAGGCUGAAGUAGAUUCGUCCAUAUCCAAUCUCGAUUCACUGCUGUCUCGAGAUUCCACGCCCACACCAAUAGCAUCGAGAUUAUCAGGAAGAGCAAAAUACAUUAGACAAAAACGAGCCUCAGUAAUGGACCCCAAAGCAUUGAAUGAGAUUUUCAUGAUUUCUAAGUAG
Messenger RNA from Lodderomyces margitis, 1002 nucleotides. RefSeq names its product telomerase inhibitor. The record is from RefSeq and is a predicted model, not a curated record. Bases 1 to 1002 code for a protein of 333 amino acids. The transcript has a single exon. NCBI's taxonomy places the organism in Eukaryota, Fungi, Ascomycota, Pichiomycetes, Serinales, Debaryomycetaceae. Gene Ontology annotation, molecular function: nucleic acid binding.